GAAUUUCUCGUGGUUGCCGAGCUAGACGAAAGGGAGGAUAAGAGCGAAGUUAAAAAGCGCCACCGCUUUGCUGACCGAAAACUGCUGGUAAAGGGAGAAAAAGCAAAUCGGCCCCAUUCAUUUGUCGUCUCCCCCACGUCUUACAGCGAGAUUGGCGCAGAAAAAGCCCUAGACAACCCUGUUGCUCCCCAACUGCACUCCGCCAAUCCAGAAAGUCAGCAUCACAGUCAGCUGGUGAGCCUUCUGCCAAAGUAUUUGGACCCGCGGCCCCCAGAGAUGACUACUCCUGCGAAGUACCUGUCACUGGACUACAUUUUCUCUUCAACUGGUACAGUCCAUCAUAAUCUAAAGCCUGACUUGACCUUGUCUGGCAUCAAUAAACGCCAUCGGUUGCUUAGUUGGCCGCUUGGGCUCGAGUCCGGCCAGAUUAACUUCCGCGCCAGGCUGGGUUCUGAUCCCGAGGCUCGGGACUCAGCCUCGCCCAACGGCGUCAGCCCACCUGAUGCGGUGAAGUCUACACCUCUUCUCGCCACAGAGCCUGUGGAUGGCUGGAGCCAGUCAUCCGGCCAGUUGGAGCCAGACUCUGGUUUUGCAGGCACUCCGCUCACUCCACAGACUACCCUUCGGAUAUUCUGCACCAUUCCCCUCGAAGCGAUCUGGGUGCAAACCUCCACCGAAGUAAACAUCACAGUUCUAAAGAGUCAUGGCCUAUCGUCAAGGCAACUGUUGCUUGGCUGGCCGAUAAGGUGUAAUUGGUGCGUCGAGUUUGAAGCUGAACAGGCGGCUGCUCAAUGGGCUCAACUCUUUACGAGGUACGUCUGA
Molecule: messenger RNA, 822 nt
Organism: Protopolystoma xenopodis
Lineage: Eukaryota; Metazoa; Platyhelminthes; Monogenea; Polystomatidea; Polystomatidae
Source: the annotation of a GenBank genome assembly